UAAAAACCAUUAAUAACAAAUGAGCAAGUCACUGAUAAGGAUAUAGAUUUUUGUAAUAAAAAAAUAUUAACAAAUUCAGUUGCAAUGUUUAAAGUCAAAUAGCACUAAAAACACGUUAAUAACUAACAUGUGUUUAAUGACUAAUGCAACCAGAAACUUUAAUAAUGAUAGCAACUAAUGGUUGUUAAGUAUCUUACUGGAUAUUAUUAAUAUCCUAUUUUUUCAAACAUUGUUAAUGCUUAUACACACUCAUUAAUAAUGACACCAACUACGCUACUAACUUGGACUUAAAGGUUAAUAACCAUAGUUAUAUCACUAAACGCAAAUUCACUUUUGCAAAUGUCAUAAACAAACGAAUAUCUAACAAGUAUGCUUCUUGAUAAUGACAUUUGACAAAGUUACAAACAUAAACGAAAAAUAUUAAUAAUACAAAUCACUAAACAUAACCAAUGAUACAAAUGAAAUAAAUUGUUGCUAAUUGUUGUAUUGUGCUAAAAAAACUUUGAUAAUAGCACUUCAAGUGAUUAUAAAACAUUGCACACUAAAUUGAUAAUACAAUGUAAUAGUGAAUGAACUUCAAGUACCAACAAAUUGAAAACACAAUUUGGAUUUUGAUAAUGUUACAAACAAAACAAAACAUUAAAAAAAAGUUAAUAAUGCCAUAUAACAUUAUUAAAAAGCCUAUCGAACAACAUUAAUAAUAACACAAACGAAUACCUAAUAAUGAAAAAUCCUAAACCCAGACAACGAAAAGCCCUAAUGAUGAUUCAAUUUAUAAAUGUUGAUAAUGCCAUCACAAAACGUUGAUACUAAAUUGCAAGUUGCCAAGAUGUGAGAGAGGCUAUAUAUUUUAAAUUUUAACUUUCCAUUUUAAAAAAGGAAAAUGAUUAAAUUCGGAUUUUAUUAACAAUUAAAUAUUAAUAUUAAAUAAAAUUAAUUUCGUAUUUCUUUUUAAUUAUAACGUAGAGAGAGUUAUGGAGAAAAUCAUGGGAGGAAAGAGAAAGAGAAUCAUUAAUUAAUAAUAUUAAUUAUAUUUGUAUAACCCUAUUUAUUCUUAACUACCUAUUAAGUAUUAACUACUAACCUCAUUAACUACCUAAUCCACUAUUAGCCAAUAGGAAGGCUUUAAGAUUCUACUUAAAGAAUGAGGUUUAAAGACUUGAACUCAAGCCCCAAACUAGUAGUCUUCAACACCAACGCAUUAAUACUUACCCCAUUGGCUUCACUCGCUGGAGAGACAUGGCCACACAACUACUACUAACCUUCUUUUCCCUAGUCAUCUUCCUAUGGCACUCGCUUCUCAGAAAUUAAGAAGCACUCACCCGUCUGCCAUUGGUCAUUCUUGGGAAUGCUCCCUGACCUCCUCUUGAGCUUAUCCAGCUAAAUAUUGAUGAAAAAUAACGUUUUAGUUUUUAAGAAAUUUUCUCUUAUAUUUUGAUACCUAAACUUUUAAAAAUUUACAAGUAGGACCAAUAUUGUGGUAUGUUUUAGGAAACUUAGUGGUAUGCUUCCCCUUCCCACUUGUUUUAUGCUUUGACAAACUUGUGGUAUGUUUAGAUGAACUUGUGGCAUGUUUUGUCUUUCCCUUCCCCUUCCUCUUUAUAUUUUACGCUGCUUUCAUGUAGGUAAUUCAUAUACAAAUUACAGUUUGAUAUACGAACUUAAUAGAUCUUAAUAUUUAGUGUCUAAAAUUAUUUCUUUUACAGUUAGGUCCUUAAAAUAUCGGUGUAAAAUUACAUAUUAGUAGCUAAAUUUUUUUAUCUUACAUUUUGAUGCCAAUAAUUAUUUUAAGUAUUCACAAAUAGGUCCAUGUUGGUCCCCUUCACCAAAAUUUUAUAAUACCAAGUGUGUCCCUCCACUUCAUCCCUCAUUAAUUGUGGUCAAUUCAUUCAAAUUAGAAAGUUAUUCGGACGAAAUGUUCAUAUUAAUUGGAGCUAUUGUUAAGUAGCACACUCGUCAUUCCCUUGAGAACUAUAUAUAUAAUAUGCUUUCCCAGGAAGGGAGUAUAUAAAUUGGUUGCAAUAGUUUACUCGUUCGUUCCAUUUGCACUCAUACAUGACAUUUUAUUUAUUGAAAUGACACAAGUAACAACCAUAUAGCUCACACCAGUACCCAUCCUAUUUAAUUAUCAAAGACAGAAUAUAUUCGCUAUUUAAUUAUCAACGACACAAGUAAAAAUGGCUACUCAAUUUCAUGCGUCACAGCUAAUUAACAACUUUACUUAAAUGAGCAUUUCAGAGUAAUGUUCAUUGCAACGACCCAAAAGUGGAAAGAGCAGCCGAAUUAGUAUCGUUAUGUGAAAGCUAUAGAUUAUCCACCAACUUAAUUAGUUACGUUGAUAGCUAUAAUAACUUGGUGUACGUACGUAUUUUUGAAUACAACCAAGUCCAAGAGAUUGGAAAGGAAGCCAAAAAUUAAAAAAGAAGCUAAGGUUCCUUAAUUCAUUGCAUUUGCAUAGAGACAUUAAUUAAUCAUGUCAACUGCAGAGCUCCUGCAACUUUGUGUAAUACUAAUACUACUCUCAUCAGCCUUCCUUUGCAUCAUCGGCUUAAUGCGGACCCUUUUUGGGGACAUUCCAAUCGCGCUUUGGCAGGCAUCCAGUCUCCACGACUUCACCACUCGACUCCUGAAGUUGAACAACGGGACUUUGUUGCUCAGCGGCCCCAUGUUCCUCAACGGGGACAGAUCAUCACCAGCGACCCCAUGAACGCCCACCACAUCCUCAGCACAAACUUCACCAACUACGAGAAAGGCCGCGAUUUCAAGGCAAUCAUGGACGCCUAUGGUGACGGCAUCAUCAACUCCGACGGCGAGUCGUGGAAGCUCAAGAGGCAGCUCGUCCACUCCCUGAUCAACACCAAGGAGUUCGAAGAUCACGUCAUGAAAGUCAUGGCGGUCAAGUUGGAGCACACCUUGUUCCGCGUCCUCGAUGAUUGUGCGUCAUCAUCCGAGGUUGUUGACAUCCAGGAUGUGCUCAAAAGGUUCAUGUUCGACAACAUCUGCCUGUUGGUAUUGGGGUUCGAUCCUGGCUACCUGCGGCCUGCUGGACUACUACUUUCCACUACUACUCCUACAUUGUUGUGUGGCAAAGCAUUUGAUGAUCUGAAGGAGGCUGUCGUGUACCGCCACAUUGUCCCCAAAUUCCUGUGGAGAAUCCAAAAGAGGCUUGAUGUUGGAGUGGAGAAGAAGGCAAGCAGAAGUCGCCAGAUCCUCGAUGACUUCAUAUAUGCAAGGAUAGAGACGAGGAAGCAAGAGUUGGUGAAACUAGGAGGAAUUAACGACGACAACAAUGCCAACGAUGUGUUGACACGACUUUUGGUAACGGGACAAGACAAGUCAGACAAGUUUGUGAGGGACACUGUGUUCAGCUUGAUAGGAGCUGGGAGAGACUUAAUCUCCUCUGCCCUAACUUGGUUUCUUUGGCUGGUCGUGACCCACCCGACUGUCGAGGGAAGAAUUUUACACGAGAUCAAGCUAGUCAUGGACGUGCGGCGGGAUGAUGAUGAUCAAGAUAGAUUGUUUUUUACCAAGGAUGAGUUGAACAAACUGGUGUAUCUUCAUGCCGCGAUUUGGGAGACCUUAAGGUUGUACCCACCCGCGCCAUUCGAGCAUAAAUGCGCUGUGGAAGCAGAUGUGCUACCUAGUGGCCAUGGUGUGCCUAAGGGCACGAAGAUAUUGUUCUCCAUAUACUCGAUGGGUAGGAUGGAAGAGAUAUGGGGUGAAGAUUGUACGGAGUUCAAGCCGGAGAGGUGGAUUUCGGAAAAAGGGAACAUAAUCCAUGUUCCGUCGUACAAACUUAUGGCCUUUUUAGCAGGGCCAAGGACUUGUACUGGGAAGGCUAUUGCUUUCUUGCAGCUCAAGUCCAUGGCCAGUGCCAUUCUCUGGAACUACAAGUUCGAUAUGGUGGAGGGUCAUGUCGUGAAGCCGACACCUGCUAUGAUAUUGCUAAUGAAAGAUGGGUUGAAGAUGAGGGUUUCCAAAAGGAGUUUGGUUUAAUUUGAGUGUGUCUUCUUGUUGUAGUUGAUUUACUUGUUUGAUGUUGGGGUUUCUGUUUAGGAUGGGAUCUUGAUAAAGACUUUAUGUAGGAGAGUUUGCAUCUGCAAUAAUUAUGAAGCAGCAUUAUAAUAUGGAUUCAAUAGAAUAAUGGAGUUCUUUCUUUCUACCUUUUCAUGAUCAUCUGCAAUAUUUAUCAAUCUCUCACGUUAAAAAUAAACCCAAAACUAUUUGCGACAAACAUAAAAGAUACUAUAAUUUACGUGGUUUCCACUUAAUUUCCACUAAAGAGAUAGCACUCUCCAAGUAUAUCUUUCUUUACUAGACCAGGUUAGUUGAUCAUUGAGCCCAACGAAAUUCAAGCCCCAUACGGAUUCCUAAAUAGUAAAUACACUAGUUACUAAAAGGUACCCACACUAUCAUACUGACGCUAAAAUUUGUCAGAUUAUUAGAGUUUGGUGUGGGUGAUUGCAAUUUCCAGCGAUCUUUGUGGCGAUUCAGUGAAAAUUGGAAUGAUCCAACUUGGAUCACGGCCAACCAAAGCGAACCAACUUAUAGAGUUUAAGUACUAGAGUCUGUAGCGAUCUCGCUAGAUCGCUGCAGACUCAUGCAAUCUAACCCAAAAAUCACUGGACACUCCAGCGAUUUACACCUAAUACGCGCUGAAAUAAUAUGAUUUGAAUUGAACUUUUAAUUUUGGUGAAAGAAUCAGAAUAUAUUCAUUAAUCAUUACAUGAUCUUUGGGGGGAAAUUAAAGAGAUGGCUAGUCUGAAUGAUAUAUUUCCCAAAUUGAUGAUUACGUUCCCAAAUUCUCCAAUUUGGGCUCAAAUGUGCAUUUCUCUAUUUCUUUUACGUUAGUGGAGCAAAAAGGAAACUAGUUGCCAGAUUGGUAGGAUGUGAAAGCACUAGAUCAGCCACCAUAUUGAUAGCUACGCCUUGGAGGAAUUUAAUGGUGCUGGUAGGAUUUUAAGACUGAACAUUAAUUAGAUCACCAACUAUCACAUAUAAGUUUUAAUCCGUUCAAAAUUCAGUUUACCGCGCAAUAAAUUCGUACAUGUCGA
This is a messenger RNA of Linum trigynum, 5054 nucleotides long. The record is from the annotation of a GenBank genome assembly. NCBI's taxonomy places the organism in Eukaryota, Viridiplantae, Streptophyta, Magnoliopsida, Malpighiales, Linaceae.